AUGUGUAAAUGGUACAAUCAAUCGCCAACUCCCAAGAGAAAUGACGACCAAAUGAUUGAAUAUAUAAAUAGUUUGAACACCACAUGGAAGGCUGACAAAAACGUUGCUAAUUUCGCGCCAAUGUAUUUGAACUCUAUAUUAGACUCUAACGGUCAGUACGAGGCCAACACUCGGCCACCCAGUGAUGGCACGCAUGACACGGAUUUGAUUGAUGAAAUACCGGAUCAGUUUGACUCCAGAGACCGGUGGCCAGAGUGCCAAUCUAUCAAACAGAUCAGAGAUCAGGGUCAUUGCGGGUCGUGUUGGGCCAUCGCUACGGUGGCGGCCAUAUCCGACCGGAUAUGCAUCGCGUCGGGCGGUAAACAACAGCCGGAGAUAUCGCUCGAAGACCUGUUGACGUGCGGACACAUCGGCGGCUGUAUUAUAGGCAACAGUCCGAUCCGCGUCUGGUUUCACUAUAUUAUCAAUGGGUUGGUUACGGGAGGCGAUUAUGACAGUCAUCGGGGUUGCAAACCCUAUACAAUACCUCCCAGCGAUCACACCCCGGUAGUUUACAAACCGGCACCAUGGUGCGAACCCACCUGUAUUGAUGGCUACAACAAGACGUAUGCGGCCGACAAGUACUAUGGCUCUGUUGUCUACGGCUAUCGUAAUAAUAAUCGUGAUGUUCAGCGAGAUAUCAUGACUAAUGGCCCCGUUGUUGCAAUAUUUGAUUGGUGGGAAGAUUUAGAGUAUUACAAGUCGGGCGUUUACCACCGCGUGACCGAUAGACCAAUUGGUCAACAUGUCAUCAAAAUCAUCGGAUGGGGCCGCGAGUCGGGUGUAGACUACUGGCUGGUGGCCAACUCGUUUGGGCCAAAGUGGGGCGAUCAUGGGUUUUUCAAAAUACGUCGGGGUAUUAAUGAGUGCAGUAUUGAGCAGAACAUUAUUAUACCAUAA
Molecule: messenger RNA, 939 nt
Organism: Medioppia subpectinata
Lineage: Eukaryota; Metazoa; Arthropoda; Arachnida; Sarcoptiformes; Oppiidae
Source: the annotation of a GenBank genome assembly